AUGAUGCGCUCCAAGAUGGAGGAGCGCAUACGGUAAGGCCUGAAACUGGUAGAACAUAGUCGAAAAAGGAAAGUCUAUUGUCAUGGAAAUGAUUAUCAGACUCUAUUCUUUCUAUUUGAGUUGUUUAUCGAGAAAAAAGUUUUGAUAUCGAUGAUGAUUUUGAUGGUUACUGUAGAUGUCAUGGAUAAUAUAAAAAAGCUUGAAGUGGCUCUGAAAUUUGGAUUAAAACACUUUGCAAAGUUAGGAAUAGAUGGUUUAUUAUUAAUUAGGUCCGAAUUUGGUCUGCAUGCACUUUCAUUUCCGAUAAAUUAUUGUUUGUUCAGCUUGAUCUACGGAUAAGAUAAGACAGUUACUUCCGAUAUGGAGAGAACUUUGAAUCUUUAAAUAAUAGUCUGUAAUGGUUGCAAAUACUAUAUUUUGCAAAAUUUAUUAACCCAAAUAACGUAAUACACUUGAAAUUGGCAAAAAAUUUUACAUUAGACGCCAUGGACAAGGUAAAUAAUGUAAAACUCGAUAAAAAUUGCAAAAUUCAUAGAGUUAUUGUUUAUUUUCAGCUUGAUGGACCAAAAAGACAGCGAGGCACGCUCGCGCAACCAGCGUGCCAUCGACGGACCUGCCGCAAUUCGACUCAAACUUCACCAUCGAGUUGAAGAAGGGAUAAGUGUGGUAAGCCUUCAAAAACUUUUUUGUUCCAUGUUUAGAAUGCCCAUUCCAUCCCCGGAUUGCAAGAUGACGAUAUUUUGGAGGUGAAAUCGACCAAUUCACCGCAUUAUGUUUAUGUUCAAUUCAAGAAAGAGACGAAUAAAGCCACGACCAGAGAUGCCAUUCAGAUUUGUGAUAAAGUUUUUGACACUAGGAAGGAUUUCUUCCCAUCGAGGAGUUUUGUGUUGGUCAGAAGAGUGGAUAAGGAGAAGGUGAGAUUUUAAAGUUUUUUUUGAAAUUUUAGGUGUUGAUUAUAUUACACUUGAUGAGAUGGAUGUUUUUGGGAAAAUUAGGGGGGUGUCAAGGUUUGUAUAGAGAGAAGAUGGCAUGUAGACGGUUUGAUGUGAUUUUCGCCUAGAUUUUCUUCAGUUAUGUUGAUGUAGGUCGAAAAAACCGAAUUUUAGGUAACAAAUUAAGAAUUUUUGAAAAAUGUUGUGUGAAAUUGGAGUUUAAGACUAUAAGUGAUAUAUUUACAAGGUUGAUUUGAAAACAAACGUAUUUCAAAGUGGUUUCUGAGUUUUUUAUGGUUAUAUUUAAAGUACAGGGUCUUUCAAGAAACGUGAAGGAAAGUAGGAGGCUAUAACUUUCGGCGGAGGCGGCGCAGAGAGCUCGUUUUUGGAAUAUGUAUUUUUAAGCAACAUUAUUUUUUGCCUAUGAAAUAACAAGUUUUUAGAGUGCAAACUGAGGUCGCUACGACCUUCUGAAGUAGAGGCAUCUCUACCCCGAAAACCAGGUUUUUUCGGUUGAAAAUGAUCGAGAAAUUUCGGACUUUUUCGGUUGAAAAUCACCAAGAAAUGUCGGAUUUUUUCGGGGGUUUCGAUAGAGUUGACGUUGAAAAAAGGGAAGGAUGUUGCCAACACGUUGGAAAUUAAGCAAAUAUUCGGCUAGCCUCAACUUGGGGCAGAUUUCGAGUUUAUUUUUCAGUAUCUUCCGCGAAGAAGCGUGACAUCAUUUAGGGAUUUGAGGAACCUGGAAUCGGCUAGCCAAGGCACCAGAAUGGCUGUGAAGUCCUAUAAAAACUAGUCAAAGGGUGUAAUGGGCGUCAAAGGGCAGGAAUGACAACCAAAUUUUAGCUAGCAAAAACUGGCUAGCCAAAGUGUCAGAAUAAAGAGUAGCCGAAUAUUUGCUUAAUUUCCAACGUGUUGGCAACAUCCUUCCCUUUUUUUCAACGUCAACUCUAUCGAAACCCCCGAAAAAAUCCGAAAUUUCUUGGUGAUUUUCAACCGAAAAAGACCGAAAUUUCACGAUCAUUUUCAACCGAAAAAACCUGGUUUUUGGGGUAGAGAUGCCUCUACUUCAGAAGGUCGUAGCGACCUCAGUUUGCACUCUAAAAGCUUGUUAUUUCGUAGGCAAAAAAUAAUGUUGCUUAAAAAUACAUAUUCCAAAAACGAGCUCUCUGCGCCGCCUCCGCCGAAAGUUAUAGCCUCCUACUUUCCUUCACGUUUCUUGAAAGACCCUGUAGAUAUCUAACUUUUUCACUUUUUUGCCUAGAAUAAUAUAAAUUCCCCCAUUUUUUUGAUAAAUUUCUCCAAAAUAAGAUCACUUUAAUCCUAGAAUCCGUCUUUCAGAUCGCCCUCGACUCCGUGGAGCUCACCUUCAAGGAAUAUUACAUCUCCCGAGCGGACAUGUUCCACUUCCGCAGCUGUCUGAUCGACUCUUGUGUUUAUGUUGGGAAGUUCGAAAACUGGCUCGGCGUCCAUUGCACUGUAUCCGAUAUAUGGUCCGCCGGAGAGCCGGCUUGGUCGGGAUAUGUGUCGGAAGAGACGAGAAUCGUCUUCCGAUCUUCUUCAUCCCAAGUCCUGAUUUAUUUGCAAUUGAGCAGCGAAAUGUGGGAUAUUGAUCCUCAAGGGGAUUUGUAUUUCGAGAAAUGCUAUAAAGGCUUCCUACCCGAGCUAUUCAAACGGUGGAGUCUGCAGUCGUGCGCUCAUCAUGUCUCGAUUAUCGUUUUUUCGAGGUGGUAUUACAAUUCGGCGGUGUUGAAUGAAGAGCAGUUGGAAAAAAUCAAGGCGAAUAAGGACCAUAGAGAUAGAUAUUAUCAAGUAGGGAUUUUUUCGACUUUUUUGCAGGAAUUCAGUUGGGGAAAAAGGCGAUUGGGAAAUUUUUUUAAAAUAUUUCUGUUUUUUGGAGGGAUUGAGGAAGGAUAAGGUAAAAAAGUGUAAAUUUUUUGAAGAGUUUGGUGAUUUUUUUGAUUGAUAGUGAAAGAAUAGAGCGUGCAGAGGAUUUUCUAAUCAAAUGGAAUGGGAAAUCGUCUUUUUUGACACCUGAAUUUAAAGUUUUCCCAAGGAAGGGAAGGAAAAUUUUUUAUAUUUUCAAAUUUUUGAAAUUAUUUUUGGUUUUUUGAGGUGAGAAAUGAAAGGCUGACGCCCUCGGUUUGUCCAUUAGAUGAUAGUUUUAUAUUUUUGAUUUUUGAUACAGCAAAAAAUAGCGAUUUUUGAGAAUUUUUUGAUUUUGCACUGUGCGAAAGAAAAUUUUUUGCAUUAUUGCACUGUGCGGUUGAAAUUUUGGAUCGAAGUAAAAAUAAUAUGAUUUAGAAUGAUCUAAGACGUAGAAUAGGUAUCAUAAAGGUUGUCAUAUUUCUGCACAGUGCGAAAAUUUUGAAAUUUUUUGGGAUUGCACUGUUCAAAAAAGGGACGAUUGGGGAAACUGAAAAGUAUUAUUUUUCUUCGAUGUAAGCGUCGAAAUUAGGAUAGUCGAUGGCGCUGAUUAUGAAAAUGAUAUUCGUUUUUUUGAUUGUUACUAUUUUUUUUAAGUAGUACUAUAAAGUAGUAAUUUUUUGAUUUUUUUCACAAAUACUCGAUUUAGCGGUUUUCAAUGGUGCUGAUUUCGAAAAUUGCAUCCAUUUCUUCUGAUUAUUACUUUUUUUCUCUGUAAGAAUCAGAAAAAAUGAGUAAAAUUUUCGAAAUCAGCACCAUCGAAAACCCCUAAAUCGAGUAUUUGUGAGAAAAGUUCAAAAAAUUACUACUUUACAGUACUACUUAAGCAAAAUAGUAACGAUCAAAAAAAAAUGAAUGUCAUUUUCAAAAUCAACACCAUCGAUUAUCCUAAUUUCGACAGUUACAGCGAAGAAAAAUGAUACUUUUCAAUUUCCUCAAUUUUCUGUUUCCCGAAGCUUCGCUUAUAAAAAUGACAUUUUUUUAAUGCGAAAGUACAGCGGGGGACCUGAUCUAGUGGCAAAAAACGUACGUUUUUGAAUUCGGGAGAUAUCAGAAAUGUGGCAAAAUGCUUCCCUCUCCAACUAAAAAGACUCCGCUCACAAAAAGAGCUUUUGAAAUCGGAGUUUUUUUACUUGGAGAGGGAGGCAUUUUGCCACAUUUUUGAUACUUCCCGGAUGCGAAAUGGUAAGUUUUUUGCCACUGGAUCAGGCCCUUCACUGUGAAGGACUCCCUUCGCUGUUUAUUAGAGGAAAAUUCAGUUUCUUCCUUUUCCCCCUAUAGUCGCUCCCCGUUUUUGGAACGGUCAUAAUUUUGAAAAAAAAAAUGUUUUUUAAAUUUUCAGGAUUUUUACCGUCUCCUAGUCCAAAAUGAACACUACACAGACUGGACGCAUGUCCUCGCCAACCUCCGCAAAUGCUUUACGAACUACCAAAACACCAUAAAAGAGUAUCAUCGACAAUUAUUACCCGAGCUGGCCGACCGAGCCGACUUUUGCGAACUCUCAACGGCAAGGGAUGGAAACUUCCUGGAAGUGCUGAACAUGUCGAUGAAUAGCUUCUUUGUUUAUCACUCGGAUCGACGGUUUGAAACCACCGGACAGCAGGUAAGGAUUUUGAAUUUUUUUUCGGAAAUUUAGGUAUGAAUGUCCAGUGUAAUAUAAUGAUGAAUGAAAUUUGUCGGAAAAUCGGCUGAAAUUUUCUUGGAAGAGGGGUUAUGGGCUGAUAAGUGAUUUCUGGAAUUUUGGUUUUUAGAUUUUGAAGUAUCACGGGGAUUUUGAGAUUUUUUGGGGAAAAAUCAAGUUUUUUAAUGAAAAUUGCCGGAAAACUUAUGUUUUUGGAUUUUUAAUAGCUGUUUUUUGAUGUGAAAUAAAUUUUAGAGACUUGUCAUCCUUUUUGCGGCGUUAGAAUACUAUAUAAUUCAGUUAUAUCAUGUGUAAUAUCAAAAAUUAUAUUAUACUUGGUCAUUUGCCCUGAUUUUUAAUGAAAAUACCCUACUAUGACCUCAAUUUCAGAUCCUAUUUGUCACCCCAGGUGGCGGUGUCUUCAACGUCGACCGAGAGAUGGUGAAUCUGACCAAACAAAGAAUCAUUGACAUGGGAAUUUCACUGGAUAUUGUCUGUCUGGGUGAACAACCCUUGCAUGCCGUGCCUCUUUUCGUUUUCAAGUCCAAGUUGAACCCGCUGGUAGAAGACUAUUUUAUCCCGCAUUGGAUGAACUACUCGUAUUUUCGAAUGCCCCAUAAGACAAGCAUCAUGGUCAAGUUCAAAACGAGGAUCAAUUUUCCCAUAGCACUUUUGAGUGUAUGUUUUUAUAGUGGCGGAGACUUUUUUAUCCUUUUUUGGUGCUUUUGCAAUUUUUGAAAGCUAAAAUUUCAAAUUUCGCGCUAAAAUACGAGGUGUACGUCUGUGGUGUAGUGGUAGUAAUUUUGGCUAAUAGUUGAAAGGUCGCGAGUUCGAAUCCCACUGCCGGAAAAGAUAAAGUUGGAAAAUUUUUUGAUUUCUGCGAAUGGAAGUACGAUUUUUAGAUCGCAUUUGAUCUAAAUCAUCUUGUUUUUUUAUACUAAACACCUUGAUUUAGCCACUUGAAUCCAUUUUUUUUGAUAUUUUUCAAAAAAUUCCAUUUCAGAACCGUCCCAGUGGCCUUUCCAUGACCCUGGAUGUCACAAUCCCCGAAUCAGAAUGCGAAUUAUAUGAUAUGUAUGCGAUGAGACAUUUUUCGAUGGACGAAAAUGCGUCAAAUUCAAAAUUGUCGGAGUUUUGCAAACAAUUGGGCGUCCAAUUGCCAAAAGAGUCCCCAGCGAUCGUUGUAAGUCCCGAAAAAAGGUCUGAAGAUUUAGUUAAGGACGCGAAUGGAGUCCCAUCACCGCCCGAUCAUGUCGCAGAGUACGUGAAAUCGCUGGAGCCGGCGGCAAAUAGUGGGUUUUUGAUGAAUUUUUUGGAAAUUUUAGGUAUAAGAAGAAGCGGAAAUUGAUUGAAAUUUUGGCGGUAGAUGUGUGAUGAUGUGGUUAGGAACGUCCGAAAUUUUUGUUAGGAUAUUUUGAGAAUGGCCUGAGAAAUUGAGAUUUUUUGGGGAAAAAUGGGGAUUUUUUGUGAAAAAGGGGAAAAUUCAAGAUUUUUGUUGUUUUAACUGCCCGAAAAUCAGUUUUUGUGGGGUUUAGCGGAAUAAAUUUUAUUUUUCAACCGAUUAAAAUUAAAAUUUAUCAAUGAAUUUGCCAAAAAAAUUUUACUUUUUUCUCUUUUUUUUCGGUCGAAAACCCCUCAGUUCGGAAUCCAGAGCCUUGAUUAACCCCUUCCGACCAGAAGAAUUUAUCGUCCGGAUCACCGCGAAUAGAAGACGAUGGAUCCAUGUUUUCCCGGUGGACAGGCUGGGAAGAGCCAAGCUGGCUCAUCAUUAUGUGGUCGGCAAAUCAACUGUUCAUGUGCUGCAGACGGUGGAACCGGUGAGAAUUUUUUUUGAAAUUUUUGGCGAUAUUUGAGAUUUUUUAAAAUUUUUAUUUGUUUGGCCGAUAAAAAUUUUUUUUGUUAUUUUUAUGACUAUUUUUUGAAUUUUUUAAUUUUUUGGUGAUUUUUGGGGGUUUUUUAAAUCAAAAAAAUAAAAAAAUUGGAUUAUUAUUUUUUGGUCGAUAAAAAAUUUUUUAUUAUUUUUUGAUUUUUUUUCUUGAUUUUUUGAGAUUUUUGCAGUUUUGAGGUUUUUAAAUCAAAAAAAAAAAAAUUUUUUUUGCAUUGUAGUUUUUUGGUCGAUCAAAAAUUUUUGGUAACUUUUUAUGACUAUUUUUUUGAUUUUUCGAGAUUUUGCCGAUUUUUGAGGCUUAUAAAUUCCAAAAAAAAAAAAAAAAAUAAAUAAAAUAAAAAAUUUUUGCAUUAUAAUUUUUUGAUCGAUAAAAAAUUUUAGAAAAAAUCUCUAAAUUUCCAAAUUUUUCACUUUUUCCAAAAAUUAUUUUUCUCAUUUUAGGAGCCCUCCGCCCAGCAAACCCAAUCCACAGCGAUCGUCAACAACUCCCCCGCCAGAAGACCCCCCUCUCCACAAGGCCAACCCCAGGAAGGCGGUUAUAAUGAGAAUAAAGUGACUGGUCUAGGAGCAAAAGGAAAAACGACGGUCUGGGCUUGGGGAUCCACCGGAGAGGAGAAAUGGAACCCGGAUAUGGAGAUUGGAAUGGACUGGAAGAGUUUGGUGAGGUCGGGGUUGCUGCCCAUUACGACGGAUUUUUUCCCGGAUGCUAGGUCAUUGAAUGACUAUCAUUUGACGGUAAGUUGGUGAGCUUGGAUUUUUUUGUCGAAAAACUCAAAUUAAAAAAAUGUAAUUUUUUAAAAAAUCAAUUUUUUUUUUAUUUUUUUUUAGUUUUUUUUUUAUUUUUGAAAAUUUUUUGCCAAAAAAAUUCAAUUUUAAAAAAUUUUUUUGGGACUUUUUUUAAAAAUUCGAUUUUUUUUUUAUUUUUUUUUUUAAUUUUUUUUUAUUUUUUAAUAAUUUUUGCCGAAAAAAUUCGAUUUUUUAAAUUUUUUUGGGACUUUUUUUUAAAAUUCGAUUUUUUUUAUUUUUUUUUUGAUUUUUUAAAAACUUUUGCCGAAAAAAUUCAAUUUUUUUUUUAUUUUUUGGAUUUUUUUCAAAAAUUCGAAAUUUUUUUUAUUUUUUUUCACAAAAAUUAAUUUUUAGGAGCAUCCAGUACUAAUUGACUACGAAGAUUUGCGAAAAUGGGUACCUCCCGAAGUGGGCAGACCAGUAACAGAAGCCCAUCUCGAAAAUUUACUUUUUGAACAAUUGAUCAGGCAAAGGCUACAAAGAGGCUAUCAAAUUGUGUUGUUACCGAAAGAAAUGAUCCAUACUGCCAUUCAGUAAGUUUUGAGUGAAAAAAUUUUUUUCGAAAAAAUCGGGGAAUUUUUUGAAAAUUUUCAAAAAAAAGAAUUGCGAAAAGAAAUUUUUGGGAUAAAAAUUUUUUAUAAUUUUGAAAAAGAAUUAUUAAUUUUUUUUUUAUUUUUUGAUUAUUUUUUUAAGGGUCUAUGUUUUUCGCAUAGAAAUAAAAAUGCUUUUUCUUAGAAAAGAAAAAAACAUUUUUUCUAUGAAAAAAAUCAUUUUUUCUAAAAAUAAGUUUUCUAAGAAAAAGCAUUUUUAUUUCUAUGCAAAAAACAUUUUCCCUUUUUUUAAUUCGUAAUUUUUUUUGAAAAUUUCCAAAAAAAAUUACGAAAAAAAAUUUUGGGAUAAAAAUUUUUUAUAAUUUUGAAAAAGAAUAAUUAAUUUUUUUUUGAUUAUUUUUUUAAUUCGUAAUUUUUUUUGAUUUUAAAAUUUGUUUUUGAAAAAUUCAAAUUUUUCUUGAUUUUCGAAAAAAUCGGGAAAUUUUCUGAAAAUUUUCAAAAAAAGAAUUACAAAAAAAAUUUUGGGAUAAAAAUUUUUUAUGAUUUUGAAAAAGAAUAAUAAAUUUUUUUUUUUAUUUUUUGAUUAUUUUUUAAAUUCGUAAUUUUUUUGAUUUAAAAAGUUUAGUUCUGUUUUUUUAAAAAUUUUUUUUUUUCAUUUUUUAACUUUUUUAAUUAAAAAUUUCCAGAAAAGUCCUCCCAGAACGCCCCCAUCAGACCGUCCUCCGAGAAUGCUCCCUGAGUUUCAACCAAAUUUACCAUCGAAUUUCCCUCAUCGCAGAUGAUCCCCAUUAUUUUCUCAUCCAACAAUUUGUCCCCAAAUCCACCAUGGCUGAUGAAGUAUCGCAAAAAUUGGGCCGAGUCUCCCGCUACAAUUAUUAUUUCCAAGUGCCGGAUGAUGUGAAUUACACGGCCAGUCAAACUGCAUUCAAACAUCACAACUUGGACAAGCUAAAUUGGAGUUAUUUGGACGCAGAGUUGCAAGGAAGAACCAACGCCGGAUUGUAUAGAGAUGACAUGAAAUGCUUCUCGUCUAGGUAGGGGAAUUUGAAAAAAAAAAUUGAAAAAUUUGAUUUUUUUUUUGUUUUUUUUUUUUGAAUAUCCACAUUUUUUUUAAAAUAAAAAAAUUUUGCGGGAAACAUUCUAAAAUACGAUUUUUUUUUCAAAUUUAAGAAAUUUUUUGUUUGAAAAAAAUUUUUUUUUGAAAAAAUAAUUUUUUUUUUUGAAAAUUUCGAUUUUUCUUCGAUUUUUUUGACUAAAAAUUUUUUAAAGAUUAAAAAAUUUUGCAGGAAACAUUCUAAAAUACGAUUUUUUUCAAAAUUAAACAAAAAUUUUUUGUAGUUCCACAAAUUUUUGUUGGAAUAUAAAAAAUUUGGGUUUUUUCUGGUCUUCUGAUCUUUUGAAACCAUCAAUUUUUCUUCUGCGACGCUCCGGAAGCGAUGAAAAAGCCGGAUUUUAAUGUUUGACUAUUGAAUUUUUGGGCGAAUUCUUGAGAUUCGACUAGACAUGGCUAGUGGGCCGGGCCGAACGAGUUUGAAAGGCCCCGGGGCCGGGCCGACCUCUUCCGGCCCCCGGGCCGGGCCGACCGGGGGCCCCCGCCAGGCCCCCAAUCAGCCCCCAAUGACUAAAAGCCCCAGUCUCAAAGCGAAAAUUAGGGUUGCCAACAAAAAUAGAAAGGCAGAGCCAAGAACCGAUUGGGUUUUUUGUACUAUAGGCAAUGGUUGGUAAUUUUUUUUCAAAAAUUUAUUGUCGAUUGUUAUAACAAAAAAAUGGGGGCUCAGGUAGUACAACCCCCCCAGUCCAGUUCAGCCCCCCUGGACCCAGCAUAAACCCCUUCAUCCAAUCUGAAGCUCCUACUCUGGAUCAGGUUCUCUCAGCUACGGUCAGCGUUGCCUGAACUACGAGAACGAAUUUGGACGGUAACUGGGGGUUUGAGCCAAAACGCCGGGGGUCGUUUUACCCUAAUUCGCAAAUUUUGUAUUAUUCUAAAUUUUUCAUUAUGGGGGUGUAAAAUGGACAAAACAGUGGGGUUUGAACUAUCUUUCCUGGGGGGCUGAACUACCAAAGCCCCAAAAAAUGUGUUAUAUCUCGUAAUGAAUGUAUUGUUCAUAUUUACAGUUCGGCCACCGGUCGGCCCCCGGCCCGGCCCGGCCCCCGGGGGGCCGGGCCGGGCCGAGAAAAUUUUAAGGGGGCCGGGGCCGGCCGACCUCUUCCGGCCCCCGGGCCGGGCCGCGAUUUUCGGCCCGGCCCGGCCCCCCAGCCAUGUCUAGAUUCGACGCCUUUUACGGUCUCUGUGAGCCAUUGGAGGAAGGUAAAAGAGAUAAAAAUGGGUGUUUGAGAGGAAUAGAGGACCUGAAAAAUUGAUUUUACAAGGAAAGUACUUUUAUGGGGGCUCCUACUUUUUGACGGGACAUAUUUCAAAAAAUCAGAAAAAAUGUGCUGAUCAAGGAUGUAUAAAUCUUAGCUGCCCAUUUUAGGUUUUUAGGGGUGAAAAUCCCCAAAAACUGGCUUAAUUUCCCUACAAAAGGCGCAGACAUUCGAAACAAUAAAAAGCGCAGUCGGUCUCUUCCUUCGGAAGAGAGCGGUGUGGCCGAGUGGCUAGCGCCGUAGUCUGGGAAUCAAGAGGGGGAACGCCGCACGGGUUCGAUUUCCCUUUUGGGCCGAAUCAACUUUUUUUGAAGUUGAAGGUCGGAAAAAUAAAUUUUUGUGCCAAGACUGAUUUAUUACGCCUUAGAAACUCAGUAAAAAUCAUUUUAAGCCAAAAUAAAAAUUGUAAACCUGUAAAAAAUUAAGCGAAAGGGGGUUCAUAUAGGACUUUAAAUCAACUUCCGACUGAGUUUUCACCCCUAAAAACCUAAAAUGGGCAGCUAAGAUUUAUAUAUCCUUGAUCCGCACAUUUUUUCUGAUUUUUUGAGAUAUGUCCCGUCAAAAAGUAGGAGCCCCCAUAAAAGUACUUUCCUUGUUAUAACAAAAUUAAAAAAAUUUUUUUUUUCAAAAAAUUUCGAAUUGAUUUUUUUUUUUCAAAAUUGAAAGAAAAUUAUUUUUAAUCUUUUUUUUGCAGCUGAAAAUUAUUUUUACACAAAAAAAUCCACCUAAAAAAAAUUCAAAAAAUUGCGAAAAAUUUUUUACCAAAAAAUUUUUUUUCAUCAAAUUUUUUUCCAGAUUCCUCGUUGUCCCCGAAUCCUCCAUUUUCUCGGAGCGAAUCGCAAUCGUCGGUCAUGCCGACAUUUACGAGCAAUUCGAUUCAAUCGAGCUGGAAAAGAAUUUUAUCCGCUUCCUCGAAGCCGUCAACCUCAUCCGAAGCCAGAUCCAAAAUCCCGCAUACAAAACCUCAUACACCCCAACACCCCAUCCAACCUCCAAGAGCUUCGAAUUCGGCCCCAGAGCAGAACCGCCGACCAAAAAAACCAGCACCGGCAGCAGCAAGUCCAUAUCCGCUAUGCCCGACACAGAAAUCACCCCUAAAAUGCCAUUGGAAGAGGAUAAUGUGAUGAGGGAAUGGAGAAAACGGUGCGACACGAGCCCAGUGCUGAGUAGUAUGGGAAGAAAAGGUGGGAAAUGGGAGUUUUGGGAGGUUUUAUAUUGAUUUAGGUGAUUUUGGGGCAAUUUUGAUGAUUUUUUGUAAAUUUUUUUGUUGUUUUAGGGGAAUUUUUUGUGUAAAAAUAAUUUUCUGGUCUUAAAAAAGGAUUUAAAAUAUUUUUUCUUUGCUUUUUGAAAAAAAAAUCGAAUUUGAAAUUUUAUCAAAAAAAUUUUUUUUUUGUUUUUGUUGAUUUUUUUGUGUAAAAAAUAAUUUUCUAAUCUUAAAAAAGUAUUUAAAAAAGAUUUUUUUUGAAUUUUGGAAAAAAAUUUGAAUUUGAAUUUUUUUGAAAAAAAAAAUUUUUUUGAAUUUUUGGUCUAAAAUCAAUUUUUCAGGCACUCCCUCCCUCCCAAACACCCUUUUUAUCUCCUUCGACUUUGUCCAAUGGCUCACAGAGACAGUGGAAGGCCUCGAAUCCCGAGAAAUUGCCCUAAAAUUCGCUCAAAAAAUGGUCAAAACCAAUAAAAUCCGCCUGGUCCACUGCUUCCACAACGACCGAGAAGAAAUCGACGCUCUGAAAGGAUCGGUGGACCAGAAUGAACCGAAAUUUAUGUUCGGAUUUUACUUUUAUUUGAUUGUCACCGAGACGAUUAAUCGCGAUCUCCGCGACGCCGAAAAUCAGACCCGAUUCUUCGUGGAGGUGUGCAAAAAUUGCACGGAAAAAGAGCCAUGCAAGUUCGUAUCGAAGAGCAUCCCGGUGGAAAUUGAUUCGCUUUUCUCGCAUCAGUCCCACUUGGCAACGUACAGCGUCCGGCAUCCGGAAAGCCAGUUUGUCGAUUUUGGAAGGGUAAGAUUACAUUGAUUUGGGGGAAAUGAUGUGAAUUUAUUAUUUUUUGGAAGGGGAAAAGUGUUUUUGUGGAUUUUUCGGUCUUGGGGGGUUCAGUCAGGCAUUCUGAUUUCGGUGUAAAUGAAGUGAAUUAAUUAUUUUUGAAAGUAAAGAACUCAUUGGGGGUUUUCUUGGGGGACAGGCAGAUUUUUGAGGGAAUUCGGAGGAGCUGAGGGAUUUUUUUUUUGAAAUUUGGUGACUAAGUUUACAUUGAUUUAGGUGAAAAUGAGGUGAAUUAAUGUUUUCUUGGAAGUAGAAAAGUGUUGUUAUGGCUGUUAUAGGCGUAUAGGCUAAUUUUUGAGGGAUUUGGGAAGGGCUGCUGAAAAAAAUUUUUGAAAUUGGGUAAGGGGGGACCAAGGGAAAUUUUUUUUUGAAGUUUUAUUUUCAAAUUGCUUUUGUUUGGUGCAGAACAAAUUUUAAAUUGGUUUUAAUAUAGGUUCUUGGUGUGUGAUAGGCUAGAAAAUUGAUGGUCGCAAAAAGUAGAGUAAGGGGAGACCAAAAAAAUUUUUUUUAUUUUUUCACCUUGGUCCCCCCUUAUCAAUUUUUUGAAAUUUUCAAAAAAUGUUUUUUUCAAAGUAAGUUUCAAAUUUAUUUUUUUGUCCCGAAAAAUGCACCCCAAGUUUUAAUCAAUAAAUUCCAGACCUUCUACGAGCGUUCCUUCACCCCUUACAAGGCCUACGAGAUCUGGGUGAAAUGGUUCAUGGCCAACUCCCAAAAAGUCUCGGAUUUGAUCCGAAAACAAUGGCUUCGGCACGCCCAACGCCUCCAAUUCCACAUUUUCCCCGUCCCGGAAGACGCCUUCGCCGAACCGACCAACUUUUUGUCCUCCCCGCUGAGAUGCCCGAUUUUUGUGGAGCUCCGAACAGACCUAAUCCCCGAGAAUAUUUUCCACGAGGUUAUCCGCGAAAUCUUGGUGGCAUUCGGGUUUACGCUGAUGAAUUGUCAAGUCCACAAAGAUCGGGAAAGAUUGAAGAACAUCCAUGGAAAUGAGAUAGAGCCGACCGUGCAGUAUGUACAUUUGAGUGGAGGAAUGUUUGUGAAAUUUGAUCCGCAGACGAGAAAGUUUAUGUGGGCGUGGAAUCACAUGCUCAGUCAUCGAUACAGAGCUUCGUAAGAUUUUUUUUUUUGAUGUUUUUUUUUUUUUUUUUUUUUAAAUUUGAUUUUUUUUACUUUGUUUCGGAGAAAAAUUGGCGGAAAAUUGGGUUUGUAUUUUCUGGGAGACAUUUCGGUGAUCUUACACCGACUUUUUUUGGAAAAUUUCCAAAAUAUUUGAAUUUUUUUUUUUUUUUUUUUUGAAAAGUUGGAAUUUUUGGUUUUUUUGAAGUCGUUUGGGAGAAAAUUGGCUCAAAGAUGAAUUUGAAUUUUUAAGAGACAAGCAAAAUUUUUAGCACGGGUUUUUUGUCGAUAUUGUACUGGUUUUUUUUUGAAAAUUUUUGAAUAUUUAUUUUUUGUUUUUUUUUUUUUUUUUUUUUUUUUUUUUGAGAUUUUUUGGAGGUAAAAUUUUAUGUUGUUCCCGAGCUGCAGAGUGCCAUAUUUCCAAGAAAAAUUAGAUUUUUUUCCCCGUAAAAUCAAACAUCAAAAAAAAAUUUUCUCUGACCGUCUCCUAAUUUUUCAUUGUCUCUCGCCUUCAAAAAAUUGCUGAAUAUCUCAGCUGCCCUUCUACAGAUCGAGCUGAAAUUUUCAAGAAUUAUUUUAUGGUCUAGACAGGUUAUUCAUGCAAAAUGAAUAACCUGUCUAGCCAAAUCUGACCUUCAAAUUUUGAGAAAUUUGAAUUUUUUCUCAAAAAAAUUUUUAUUUAAACUUUUUUUUUAUUUUUUUUUUCAAAAUGGAUUAAAAAUCCCGAUUUUCCAGCUGGUGCACCGAACAAUUUUUGGACUUCCUCCUCAAGGACUUCCGGUUUUUCUGCGCGAACAAUGACGAAAGGUUGACAAAUUUUUUACAAACCAGAUUCAUCGAAAAGAAAAGGAUGGACGAACUGGCCGGAAUUGACUUGGACACGAUCAAACCCACCCCGCCAGCACUAAUUCUUCCCCAUUCACCGCAACCACAACAACCCACGAUAUUACAUCAUCCAAAUCUACAUCUACAUAUGUGA
Messenger RNA from Bursaphelenchus xylophilus (pine wood nematode), 14196 nucleotides. The record is from the annotation of a GenBank genome assembly. NCBI's taxonomy places the organism in Eukaryota, Metazoa, Nematoda, Chromadorea, Rhabditida, Aphelenchoididae.